CGGCAUGUGUUGAACAGACUUGUUGCCAACAACACCAGGCGAUUAUUCUGUGAAUGGUCAAGCAGUGAAAAAAACCAGUAUGAGUGAAGGUUGUGAAGACAGAUACUGCUUCAUUGCAGAGUGGUAUGAUCCACACGCUGCAUUUAAACGGAGGUACCAGUUCAUGUACUACGUAAAGGACAAAACUGUGGAGAUGUUUGAUGUUAAGAAUCACAGGGUGUUUCUGAAAAGAACUAAGAUGGAUGAGCUGAGAUUGGAGGAUCUCUACAUCAACAGCACUCUCAACGUUUUCUCCAGACAACUCAAUUUUGUAGAUUAUGGUGAUGAGUUCACAAGAAGGAAAUUAGCCAACAAGAAAGAGAGGACACUGGGUUUAAUCAAACCAGAUGCAGUGCCAAAAAUGGGCCAGGUUCUGGACGUCCUUUUUAAGAAUGGUUUCCUGAUUGCCAACAUGAAGAUGUGUCGUCUGAAUCGUACUGAAGCCCUGGAAUUUUACCAGGAACACCAAGGAAAGACAUAUUUUGAUACUCUGUUGAACUACAUAACCAGUGGCCCAAUUAUAGCUAUAGAGUUGAUGGGCCCAGACUGUGUCUCACAAUGGACUGACCUCCUUGGACCCACAGAUCCAGCCACUGCAAGGACCCAGGCACCAAAUUCCAUCAGGGCCAGAUUUGGGAAAGAUUCUAUACAGAAUGCCUGUCACGGUUCCGAUAGCAUUGGAGCAGCAGCCAGAGAAAUAGAAUUUUUCUUCCCAUCAAAUGGCAGUCCUGUACAAAAAUCCACAGCCAUAUUCUCAGAUUGUACAUGCUGUGUGAUAAAACCACACGCAGUUAAAUCAGGGGCAGCAGGAGACAUUAUCAGCAAGAUAAUGGAGGCUGGAUUUGAGAUCUCAAUGCUUCAAGUGUUUCACAUGGAGAAGGCCAAUGCAGAAGAAUUCUACGAAGUUUACAAGGGUGUUGUUCAAGAAUAUGGUGAAAUGGUGAAUGAGCUUACCUCUGGACCUUGUAUUGCUUUAGAGAUUCGUGCCAAUGAUGCCCCAAAAGCCUUCAGGGAUAUGGUUGGCCCAGCAGAUCCUGAAAUAGCCCGCCAUCUACGACCCAGGACAUUGAGAGCUAAAUUUGGAAAUAACAAGAUACAGAAUGCUGUCCACUGUACAGACCUCCCAGAGGAUGGAGAACUAGAGGUUGAAUAUUUCUUCCGAAUCCUGGGUUGCUGAUUCAGAGAGAAACGGAGUACGCCAUCAUUUUAAAGAGUGGAUAAAAAAAACCUUUAAACUUGAGAAGGAAACAUUUUACAACAGCUACUUUAGUGUUGUUGCAGGACAGGUGAUUCAUAAGACCAUUAUAGACUGUUGGUCCGUGGAGGAACUGACUGCAUAUACAGUGCUGUGUUAAUCAUUAUAAACAUGAUAAAAAUCUGUGAUCUUUGUAUAAACAACCUUUUAUACGCCAUGAAAAUCUUACAUUGUAAAACAUAGAUGGAAGGAUGUCUAUGCAGUAUCUAUGUAAAUACUUACCCAUGAAUACAUUAUUUAACUAUAAA
Molecule: messenger RNA, 1542 nt
Organism: Ylistrum balloti
Lineage: Eukaryota; Metazoa; Mollusca; Bivalvia; Pectinida; Pectinidae
Product: nucleoside diphosphate kinase 7-like
Exons: 9
Coding region: 80-1216 (378 amino acids)
Biological process (GO): UTP biosynthetic process; CTP biosynthetic process; GTP biosynthetic process
Cellular component (GO): centrosome
Molecular function (GO): ATP binding; nucleoside diphosphate kinase activity
Source: RefSeq, a predicted model, not a curated record